This is a messenger RNA of Myotis davidii, 6354 nucleotides long. It is a transcript of the gene LPGAT1, whose product is annotated as lysophosphatidylglycerol acyltransferase 1. Gene Ontology annotation, molecular function: acyltransferase activity. The coding region runs from base 471 to 1583 and encodes 370 amino acids. Gene Ontology annotation, cellular component: endomembrane system. The record is from RefSeq and is a predicted model, not a curated record. Lineage: Eukaryota; Metazoa; Chordata; Mammalia; Chiroptera; Vespertilionidae. The transcript is spliced from 8 exons.
UCUGGGCCCCCCGCCUUUCUUUCUUAAAAAAGGAAAACAAAAGCCCCCUUUGCGCAAAUGAGCGUUUUUUAAGCGGAACUCCUUUUGCCAACGCGAGAAACUGAUUCUGUGCGUGAAUGGUGUUGGAGAGGGUACCGGGUCUCCGGAAUCUGGGAAAUCUGAUCGAGAGGUGCCAGCCUUCUCGCCACUCGUGUCCUCAGUUGGGAGAGCCUGAGGGUGGCAGAAGCAAGUGGGUCUGUCUGUCUGUCUGAGUGUCUAACAGAAGACUGCAGUGAGGCGCGGUGCGAGGACGGCCGCCGGGUUAGUUCGUGGGCACGGCGCUCUCCUUUGCUAAAUAUAUUGUGACAUACCCUGCGCCUCUGUGAGCGGCUCCCUUGACCUUGUGCGGCUCCUCCCCCCUCGCUCUCUGUCCCCCUCUGGAAUUUCCCGGAGAGAUCACCGAGAAAGACAGGACGGACUCCCAUGUGAGAAUGGCUGUGACUUUGGAACGAGCUCCCUGGCUGGGCUGGAUCUUGGUGAAAGCCCUGAUGAGGUUUGCCUUCAUGGUUGCCAACAACCUGGUUGCAAUUUCAUCCUACGUCUUCUAUGUGAUUGUGCUUCAGCCCCUGCGCGUGCUGGACAGUAAGAGCUUCUGGUACAUUGAAGGAAUCAUGUACAAAUGGCUCCUAGGCAUGGUGGCUUCUUGGGGAUGGUAUGCUGGAUAUACAGUGAUGGAGUGGGGGGACGAUAUUAAAGCAGUUAUGGAAGACGAAGCAGUAAUGCUGGUGAAUCAUCAGGCAACAGGAGAUGUGUGUACUCUGAUGAUGUGCCUCCAGGACAAAGGGCUGGUUGUUGCUCAGAUGAUGUGGUUGAUGGAUCAUAUUUUUAAGUACACAAACUUUGGAAUUGUUUCUCUAAUUCAUGGAGACUUCUUUAUAAGACAGGGAAAAUCUCAUCGUGACCAACAGCUGCUUCUUCUCAGGAAGCACCUAGAAAAUAAUUAUAGGAACAGAGAUCGAAAAUGGAUUGUUUUAUUUCCAGAAGGGGGCUUCCUCAGGAAGAGGCGGGAAACAAGUCAGGCAUUUGCCAAGAAAAAAAACUUGCCAUUUCUUACACAUGUCACUCUGCCAAGGAUUGGAGCAACACAAAUUAUUUUGAAUGUUCUUGUGGCACGACAGCAAAAUGGAAGUCCAGCAGGAGGAGAUGUUAAAGAAUUAGACAGCAGAUCAAAAGGUCUCCAGUGGAUAAUAGAUACAACUAUAGCUUAUCCCAAAGCUGAACCCAUAGAUAUUCAAACCUGGAUCCUUGGAUAUAGGAAACCGACAGUCACACAUGUACAUUACAGGAUCUUUCCAAUUAAGGAUGUACCCCUGGAGACUGAUGAACUUUCUGAUUGGCUCUAUCAGCGUUUUAUUGAAAAAGAGGAGCUCUUAUCGCAUUUUUAUGAAACAGGGGCUUUUCCACCUGCCCAGGGCCACAGGGAAGCUGUUUCCAGGGAGAUGACCCUCAGCAAUAUGUGGAUCUUUCUCAUCCAGUCUUUUGCAUUUUUGUCAGGCUACAUGUGGUACAACAUCUUCCAGUAUUUUUACCAUUGCCUGUUUUAGGAACUGACUUGGACUUGUCAAGGUCACCAUAGGAAUUCCAACUUUCAUGAGUGCGUUAUUUCACAUGUGCAAAUCAGAAUAUAAAACAAGCAAAGGAAAUUCCAUGGAUGGAUUAAUAUUUAUCCCGCUUUGGGAUAUUUUAAAACUCUGCUAAAAUGAGGAUCAGUAAUCUAAUGACCUGCUAAUAUGUUUUAAGGACUUUUCAUGUUUUAAAAAGAUACACUCUACCACACAUUUAAACUAACAUCACAUUUGGAGAAGAGGAAAUCAUAAAAUCAUCCUAGAAGACAGAGAAAUUCUGUUGCCAGCAGAUACUUGAUCACCUAGUUCAAGCUCAGAGAGCUGAGCUCAUCCUCCUAGCUAGUAGUGUCCCUUAGGGCAGUGCUGUGAGCGCCCUCACUGCCCACUCCUGCUGUGUCACUAGGAACCUCCAGAGGGGCUGGUUGGCACCUUCUGAAGAACUGUUGCCCUGUCCUUUGCAGCGAUGCUCCAGUCCUCACCAGUUUAGUGAGUCCGGAGUCAGGCAUGCUGUGGGGGGGAAUCAGUGUCCACUGGACACGUCCGGUCCUGGAAUGGGCUCUUUCAAAAGGCAGGCUCGGCCCGACACCGUGUUUACAUGCGCUAGUGCUUUCCGCGUGUGUGUGUGUGUGUGUGUGUGUGUUGAGGGGAGGGCACUUGAUUUCUCCUUUUAUAUAGAAGGCAUAUCAUAGAUUGAUCAUUUUCUUUUACAAAAUGCACUUUCAUCAGCUGCAUCUGUAGCAGAGGAUUAGUAGUAUAGCCUGGAAACCAGUCUACACAUAGUCAGUGAGUGGGACUCGCGCGGCUGUCUUGUCUGCGUGUUUUACCUGUGCUCCUGCCCUCCAGCACCUCCCUGAGCUGGGCACCACACCGGGGGCGGGGGCGGGGGGGCUCCAGCUGUUUUCUUGUUUGUUUGUUUGUUUUAAUUUUGGUGUAUUAGCACCAACUGCAUUUGGGGAUGGUUGAAACAAAUUAAUGCAAAACACUUAAAUGAUCACUAUACGGUGAAAUAGGCUAAUUUGUUAGAAAAAUAAAAGCUAAAGCCAGACACUGGCUUAAAAUGGGGACAGGCUGUCACAUGGCACCCCCAGCACCUGUCUCAUCAAGGAGCUGCCCAUAUCAGGGUGGUGUGACCAGGAGAGAGACCAGAACAUGAGGCUUCCCAGUCUCUUCCUGUUGAAGAGGAUAAAGUCAUGCCUAUUUCUAGAAGACUUUUUUUUUCUUUUGUCACUAUGUUCAUGCAGUUUACCUCACAGUAAAACCAAACUUCUCACAAAGUGCUGGCCCUGCAUCAGUCACCGUGGUCACCGCCUGCACCCCAGCAUCAAGGCGGGAACGCCUGCUGGCCUGGGGUUGUGAGACUGAGAUUCUGGUGAGUCAGUGGUGGUUUUCUGUGACAUGACAUCAUAGAUUGCCCUUUUGUCGCUAAUCAUACAAUUUGACAGUUCUGAGAAAGGCCGGAAGGUAAAGGUAAAGGCUGAUGUUUUUUGUUUUUAAAUAAACCAAAAAAAAAACAACAACAAAAAACCAGAAAACCAAAACACUGAGAAGAUAAGAAUUUUCUCCCAGUUGUGUGGGAAAGGUAAAGCAGCACCAAAUACAAGCCCUCAGCGGCUUCAUCUUAGGUUAAUGCGUGCAUGUGUGAAGAGAAUGAUGCCUGAGCUGAAAUACCUCAUUGAUGAUACUACUGCUGGUGAGACGCAGAAGGCAGUGUUCCCGUGUGUGGGAAUGGUUGUCCUAAGGUGCCACUUUUUCAAAUUUUAGCAUUUCAUUGUGUGCUUUACAGUGACAGUGAGUAGGUGAAACUAAUCUCAAUUUAGAGAUACGGAUACAGAUAGGAAGCCACAUGGAAGCGUAGGGGCACUUCUGUUUGAGGCCCAGCAAAUGCUAUCAGAUUACAAGGUGAAUUGGGAUGAUUCAUUUGAGAGAUUGGUCAGCCAUCUGGGGGACAAGUUCAUUGGCAAGGAUGACCUUUUCCUCGUUGCUAAAGCAAGCCACAGGCAGAGCGGCCAGUCUCCCAUCAGGGAAGAAGAGAGAUGCAGGCGUGCACACACAGAUGUGGUGUCUUUUGCCAUCACAGCUCCAAAGGAGGAGGAUGUUUAAUAUACUGUACACAUUAAACAGACUGUUCUGUAAGAUGCUUUGCUUUCCAAGCACAGUCAUUUCAACAGCCUCUAGAUGUGUGGGUUAAUUUUGAAUAUAGAUCUAUGAGUUGUAAAUAGAUGUGUGUUUGAUCUGCCCCAUUCCACCCCCCCUGCCCCCCCAACCCUGUUUCUUUCUCAACACGUUCCCUCGCUUCUGUUAGCAAACAUGCUGUUUGAGAGCAUUGCUGGUGCUUUCCUUAUCAGUAACUGAGGUUCUCUUGUUUGCACAGGGGAAUGUAAAGAGCGAAUCAGUGUUCUUAUAUGGCAAUCAGGGAAGCAGCAAUAUGCCACUAUACAGAACUGAGUAAAAAUCCCUAAUCUGUACUUCCUUUGUAAAGUGAGUGAAAGGAGGUUUAGCGAAUAUCCACUUUGUCCGGGGAAAAGAAGUAACACUGUGCCAGUUUUAUACCGGUAGCUUAUAGAACCUCAGCACUGCUUGGUCUCAGCUGUCCUGCCUGAUUCCCACAGCAGACAGGGUUGCAAACUCUCUGCUGGAUCCCAGAGUCACGGUGAUGGAGCACCUGCUUGGCCUCGGAGCUGUAGCGACCACGGAAGUGACCACCCCAAAAGUUCACACUUAACGUCAGAAACUACUGUUGGUGUUUAAAUAUGCAGUUAUUGUAGAGAGGCCUGUAGGCCAGUGGAAGGUAAGGAAAAAUUACAGAAUGGAAAUGAUGUCUUGGGUAGUCAUACAAGUUAAUUGAGAAUCUAAAUAGAUAUUUAAAAAAUAGCUGUGAGUGUAAUAUUUUAAUAUUACACAUAGUCCUUAAUUUUCCAUAGUAAAGGAACUGGAGAUUAUGCAUAAUUAUUCCAGUAAUAAGUCAUGGUAAGCCAAAAAUUUGAUUGCAUUUAGGAGUUUGAAUUUUCAUUCUCAUAAAACUUUUUUUUCCCUUGCUGGAUGCUUACUAAUUUUAAAAAAUGAUGUGAGUUGUUUAUUAGCUUCUCUUGCCUAUAUAUUUGACUGUGUUGAUGAGUUGUGGAAAGAUUUGGAACGACAGCUUCAGGAAGAGAAAACAUAGAAGCCUGAGUAACCCAUGGUCUAGAAAAGGAAUUUCUAAUGAUCACGAGUUGGCGGUAUUGUGGUUGUUCUCAAGCAUUUUUAUGAAAAUGAAAUGUUAAAUCACCAAAUGUAAACCUCAGAACAUAUUCUAGUUUUCAUAUCGUUUGGAUCAAUGUUAAGAAUGCCUCUUCAGUCUUUGCUCAUGUUCCUCACUUCGUGUAGAUUUGUCUUAGUAACGUUUUUUGACAAUCACUUCCCUGAAGACUCUUCUGACCUAGUGGGACCUGGUUAUAAUCAUAGGAUGUAGUCUUUAAUCGUGGAUAGUCCAAUUGGAUUCUUUUUGUAUUAAGAAAAUUUUUGUUUGCACUGCUGCAUAGGAAGAGCUAGUUAUUUUCUUCACUGCACAGAACUUCACUCCAGCGUUACCAUGACGAGCAUGCCAGCACUGGUCCACAGAGGAUGGAUACAAAUGGUUGGUCUUAUUUUUUGCCAGGUAGUGCUGUGAACAACAUGAAAAGUAAAGUCAAAAGCCGCACUGGGCAGCAGGUAUACUGGUUCAUUGUCUGAAGGGGUAGAGACUAAUAUAUUGGGACCAAAACCACCUACAUCGGACAUUUCUAGAUCACGAAGGGGCCGGAUGUUCUCUGAUUGGUGCUUUAUUGCAACCGUUUUGCAUUGCUCCCCAACAGGGAGGAGCUGGACCUGGGAAUGAGCUGAGAGUACUGAGCUGUUGGGGGAGGGUGACUGUGGCCACAUGGAAGAUAAAAUACAAGUUUUUCUGCAAAAUUUCCAUUUGAGGGUUUUUACAUUUAAUAUUUUUUUAAAACACUUUAAAGAGCAAAAAAAAAAUAGUGUUUCUAGUUGCAAAAUAUGUACACAUGUUUUGAAUGGCUUUAUUUUUGUUGUGUAAAACUGUUGAACACGUGGCUGUGGUGCACAAAUUCUUUACACGAAGGAGUCUAGAUGCAUUUUACAGUAACUUAUGAUUGGUAAUGAAACAGUUAGACAUCGAACUGCCAUUGUUGUGUUAAGUGCUUUCAUUUUCUUUCAGUUAUCACAAAGUUGUAUUUAUUUUAUACAGAUGGAUUUUCGUUUUCUUGAUGCCAUAAUGUUUACUUCAGCUUGGUGACCUGUCUUUCUUUGUGUAUCUGCAUGUUGUAAUGUAUGAUAAGAAUGAAUGUAAAGGCUAUGGCAACUGUAAUUUUUGUAAAGGGCUGGUCACACGUGGAUCUGGUUUAUGAAUGCAUUGGAUUACUUUAGUAACCAGAUUACCUUUUCAGAAAUUGAGAUGUGAACACCAAAAGAAGCAUUUUCUCAACAAAAAUUAAUAGCUGGUUCUAUUUUUUUUAACCUAGAAAAAAUAAAGUUGAUUUUUUUCAAGUGAAGUGCUUUUAAUUCUUAGUAGUGGGCAUGGGGUGUUUGCGUUUUCCUGGAGCUAUUUUGGCAUUAACAUCUAUAGACGUGUACUCAGAACACACCACGGAGAUUGGAUGCUGAAGGCAAACUGAAACACACUGUUCUCUCAUUUUAAACUAUGUCCCUCUCCCCUUCCCGAUUCUUUCCGUCCAGUGGUACACUGGUCAAUGGUUAGCAUUCACUCUCCUGGGGG